ACAUCCUCUGCGGUGGAUAUGAGAUGAGGAAACCUUGGAGGAAAGGCGCUCGCAGUAAAAGCUCUACCGUGAUAGUGUCUGAACUUCCACAAAUCAUCAGCGCGAUGGACAACCCCUUGGACUCACAGCUAUUUUCUUACUUCAUCACCCACGCGGCUCAAACAUUGAACAUAUACUCCGAGACCAACAACCCAUUCGACGGGUUUGUGAUAGAUAUGGCGAUUGGGAACACUGGUCUUAUGCACUCGCUCCUUUGCCUCUCCGCCUCCUGCCUUCUCGCUCAUCAGCCAAGUUCGGCGCAGGAAAUUGUUGUCCGCCACAGCCACCACUUCGACCGUGCUGUCGUCACGCUCAGAAAAGGCGUCGAAGCCUACAGCUCAGACAACUCCACACAAAACGCAGACUGCAUCAUGCUGCAGACGAUACUGCUCGCUCUGGAGGCGAUUGUCACAGGAGAAAUACAUGGCAGCUAUCGAUGUCACCUGUUAGCCGCACAAAGACUUGUGGACAGUUGUGGAGAUUUGAGCUCAGACGUGCAGAGUUUCGCCCGACAGUUCCUACAGUACCACAACCUCGCCAACACAAUCUCCUGCCUCGACCCCGUCAAUGUCGUGAAGUCGUCUAUGCAAGGAUGUCAGACUGAAACAGCGGAGCAGGGCACUUUCUCGGGAAGUUGCGUCGACGGAAUAUUGCAUGGCCUUCUAGACCCGAUGUCACGCACUCGGCAGGUCCGAGAUGCCAUAAGAUAUCAUCGGGGCAUAGGUAAUUCGAGGUGGUUCAUGGAUGAGCAGCUCCUCAGCUUGGCGCUGGGUGUUGAAACACAGCUACGGACAUGGCAGUCUCGCCUUCAGCCCAAUACUCCACAAUACUGGUCCUCGCUGACAUAUCGGCAAAGCGCCUAUGUAUACCUCUACCGCACCAUCAAGCCAUCCAAAGCGAGUGCGGAAUUGACUCAAGUCGUGUCGGAAGGGUUGUCGUAUAUAUCGCUUGCACUGCGAGAUGUCACGAGGAGCAAUGGCAUGAAUGGCUGGGUUUGUGGUGUGUUGUUCCCACCACUGUUCUUGCUGGGCUGUGCAUGCUUCGAGGUAUCUCAGAGGCAAUUGGUGCUCGAGAGUUUGGAGGAUCUUCAUGCAUGUAAUCAGCGGACGAAUAUCGUGCACGCCAGAGCCAUCUUGGAAGAGGUCUGGUCCAGGAUGGAUGCCGCACAUGGUGCCGAUGAUGCCUGGGAUUGGGAAGCUGUGAUGAAGGAUAUGAGCGUGGAUAUUAUGUUGUCAUGAACUAACGAGAUCUCCAUCUCUUCUUGGCCAGGGAAUCGGUGCUCAGUGCUCGUGCUGUGCUCAUUGUGCUGCUGUUCACGGCUAAAGUCGUAGUGGAAGUCCCACUUCAUCCACUGUUAUCAGAUCCAGCAUUUCACCAGUUUCGAGAGGCGACCUUGAUGGCGGGAGGUUGGAAGACGGGACUAUUCACAUGCCCAUAGCGUGAACCCGCGGAUGCUUCCACAGAUUAGAGACUUAGUAACAGAAUCUCACCAACUCUCACCGUUGCAAGCACUCCUGCUUUCUAAGCAAUACAUCCACUCAACUGCUGACAUGCU
Molecule: messenger RNA, 1594 nt
Organism: Aureobasidium pullulans EXF-150
Lineage: Eukaryota; Fungi; Ascomycota; Dothideomycetes; Dothideales; Saccotheciaceae
Exons: 2
Coding region: 105-1277 (390 amino acids)
Biological process (GO): positive regulation of transcription by RNA polymerase II
Cellular component (GO): nucleus
Molecular function (GO): DNA-binding transcription factor activity; transcription cis-regulatory region binding
Source: RefSeq, a predicted model, not a curated record